Molecule: messenger RNA, 1423 nt
Organism: Alligator sinensis (Chinese alligator)
Lineage: Eukaryota; Metazoa; Chordata; Crocodylia; Alligatoridae
Gene: TRIM14
Product: tripartite motif containing 14
Exons: 6
Coding region: 1-1134 (377 amino acids)
Biological process (GO): innate immune response
Molecular function (GO): protein binding
Source: RefSeq, a predicted model, not a curated record
AUGUAUAAACAGGAACUUGCUACCUCGUGCUUGAAGGAGCUAGACAUUAAAAAGAAGCAGGAAGUUGACAACAUAAGACACAUUGAACAAGCUUCUGUUGAUCUUGAGGCACACACAACGGCUAGUAAAGUGUGGCUGUCAAGGAAAUUCACUGAACUCCGGGUACUGCUUGAUGAAGAGGAGACCUUGACAAAGAAUUACCUAGAUGAAAAGACUCAGCAAGCUCUUCAGGCAUACAGUCAACAGGCAGAGUCCUGUAAAGAAAGAAUUAAAAUGCUGGAUAACUUCUCUGGUAAACUUAGGCAGAUACAGCAGCAAAGUGAUCCUGUUCAGUUAUUAGAGGACUACACAGAAGUGGAGAAAGAAAUGCAGGACCAGAGGAUGCCAGCCGAGCAGUGGCACCCGGUGCCUCCAUCGUUUGAGCAUGUCCUGAACCACUUCAAGAGUUUUGCAGCAGCUCUUCAGUCAGUUGUGAGUAAACCACUGGAAGCUCGUCUUAAAGAAGACAUUUUCAGUAGCCUCAACGCCACCUCAAAGAGGGAGCCUGGUACAAUGCUGAAAACUAUAUCUUCAGGUGAUCGUUCACUAUUCCUAAAACAUGCAAGAUCUCCAACCCUGGAAUAUGACAGUCUACACCCCAGGCUGAGGCUGUCUGAUGAUCGUCUUGCAGUAUCCAGUACCUGGAGGUGGAACUUUUACCCUUGCAGACCGUGGAGAUUUAAUAAGUUAUGGCAAGUUAUGAGUAAAGAUUCAUUCUUCUCUGGGAGCCAUUAUUGGGAAGUGGACUUGCUUCAGGCUGGACAAGGAUGGUGGAUUGGAGCAGCCUACCCUUCCAUUGGAAGAAAAGGUGACUCUGAAGCUUGUCGGCUAGGGUGGAAUAGAGCAUCAUGGUGUAUAAAACGGUUUGAUUUUGAAUACUGGGCAUUUCACAAUGCUGAGAGAACCCCAAUCGCAACAGAAGAAGAUCCCGAACGAGUUGGUAUAUUUCUAGAUUACGAAGCUGGAAUCCUCUCGUUCUAUAAUGUAACUGAUGGCAUGGCCCACCUGCACACCUUCCGCUGCAAGUUCACAGAGCCUGUUUACCCAGCCCUGAGACUCUGGGAAGGGACAAUAACAAUAUGCAAGUUAACUUAGAAAAUAGUGAAACAGCAGAAUGAAAUGGAAUAUGCUUUGCAGUUUUUUGCAUGUAAAACCACUGCAGUCAUAAUGUAGGUUUAAAAAAAAAACCCUAUUAGGAAUACCCAUAGGUACAUUUUUGUCUUAGUGUUGAGCACUCCCUAGGAUGUGAUUCUUUAGUAUCCAGGCUGCAUAAAUAAAGUCAACUAAGGUUUUUGUCAAAUCAGUCACUACUUAAGGGACUAUUUUAGAAGGGUGAUUUUAAUAAUUGUAUUUUCAUUAACAGUAAAUACUUUCUAAUAGUGAA